GAACAGGAGUAUACAGGAGGUGUAAGGUGUUACUGGAGUACAGCCAGUGCAGCAAUCUGCAACAAAACCAGCCCAGGGCACCUGCAAAACAUGUCUUGUUGGGCACGUACCAGUAAGGAGAAGUAUGGAGUGGCGAUUUGGAAUUUCAAAGGGACGGGCGAGUAUCACCUCCCCCUGCAGAUUGGGGACACUGUGCAUAUCCUGGAGCUCAGAGAAGGUUGGUACAGAGGAUACACACUGAAAAACACUUCGGUCUGGGGCAUAUUCCCCAUAUCCUUUAUCAAAGUGAAGAACGCCAGAGUGGAGAUGAGAGACGGUCGAGAGACGAUCAUCUCGUCUGAGUUAGCGAUGGUGCAGGAGAUCACCACCACACUGAGGGAGUGGGCCCACAACUGGAGACAGGUCUACCUGGAGGGUGGGAAGGCUCUGUUCUUGCGGUUGGGUCAUAUGAUGCGUGAGUUGAUGGAGAGGAGGUCUCAGCUUCUCUCAGGGACCCUGCCGAAGGACAAGCUACAGGAGCUGAAGCAGCAGGUCACCUCCAAGAUGGACUACGGGAACAAGAUCCUGACGCUGGACCUGGUGGUGCGCGAUGACGAGGGCAACAUCCUGGAUCCAGAACGCACCAGCGUGGUCAGCCUGUUCCGAGCCCACUGCAAGACCACCUGCCGCAUCACGCAGCGAAUCAAUGAGGAGUCUUGCAGUGAUCAGAGUGGGAUAAACCAGACAGACGUUUUCUCCAGCUCCCCCACGCACAGUCUCUACGUCUGCGUUCGGAACUUCGUCUGCAAGCUGGGAGAGGAGGCUGAGCUCUUCAUGUGUCUGUAUGACCCUGCCGAGCAGAAGAUAAUCAGUGAGAACUUCCUCAUUCGCUGGGCACACACUGGCUUGCCAAAAGAGAUUGACAAACUAAACAACCUCAAAGUCGUUUUCACUGAUCUGGGGAGGAAGGAGCUGAGCCGGGAGAAGCUGUUCCUGGUGUGCCAGAUUGUCCGAGUGGGAAGGAUGGAUCUGAAGGAAGCGAAUGUCCGGAAAGCUACCCUGGGGCUGCGGAGGCCGCUUGGAGUCUCAGUGAUGGACGUGACGGAGAUCGUUAAAGGGAAGGUGGAGAGCGACGAGGACAAACAGCACUUCAUCCCCUUCGUGCAAGUGGCAGCCGAGAAUGAUUUUCUUCACAGCUUGAUCAAGAAAGUCAUUGAAGCCAAAGACAUAAACCACAAAGGACAAGGGCUCUGGGUGUCCAUUAAGAUGCUGAACUGGGACCUGAAGCAGCUUCAGCAGGAGCAGCCUCAUCUAUUGGACCGGGGUGCCGUGGUGGCACGGAAGAUGGGCUUCCCUGAGAUCAUCAUGCCAGGGGAUGUGAGGAAUGAUAUCUACGUGACACUGGUUCAGGGCGAGUUUGACAAGUGUAACAAAACCACCCAGAAGAAUGUGGAGGUGACCAUGGUGGUGUGCAGCGAAGAGGGGGAGGUGAUCUCUAACGCUAUCUCCCUGGGUACAGGAGACAAGAAUGUGAGCGAGUUCCAGUCUACGGUGUAUUACCAGUUGAAGCACCAGCACUGGAUGGAGACAGUCAAGGUAUCCAUCCCUAUUGAAGAUGUUCAAAAGACUCACCUGAGAUUCACCUUCAAGCACCGGCCCUCAAGUGACUCCAAAGACAAGGGUGAGAAGAAUUUCGCCAUGGCGUUUGUGAGGCUGAUGAGGCCAGAUGGGACAACUCUGAGGGAUGGUGAGCACGACCUGGUUCUCUACAAGGGCGACAGCAGAAAACUGGAGGACAUCAACGUGUACAGAAACCUUCUGUCCACCAGGAGCAAUGGUGAGCAGCAGAGCCGCCACUCCCUGGUCUCCACCGUGAAGGGAACCCUGGGAGGGGCCAGCGGGCUGAGCUGCAGCAGGGACAGCUUCCAGAUCGCCACUCUCAUCUGCUCCACCAAACUCACCCAGAACGUGGACCUCCUAGGCCUGUUGAAAUGGCGUUCGAACCCGAGCCUGCUGGAGCAGAACCUGAGGAAGCUGAUGAAGGUGGAGGGAGGGGAGGUGGUGAAGUUCCUGCAGGACACUCUGGACGCCCUCUUCACUAUAAUGAUGGAAAACGCUGAGACUGAUACCUACGACUGCCUGAUCUUUGAUGCACUGGUUUUUAUCAUCAACCUGAUUGCUGAUAAGAAGUUCCAGCACUUCAAUGCGGUCCUGGAGGCCUACAUCUGCCUGCACUUCAGCGCCACCCUUGCUUACAAGAAGCUGAUUGUGGUUCUGACGAGCUACCUGGAGCAAAGCAGCAAAGAGGAGCCCAACGAGAAGAUGAUGGUCACCUUCAAGGGGCUGGAGUACAUCUUCAAGUUCAUCGUGCGCUCGCGCAGCCUCUUCGCCAAGCUGUACGAAGGGAAGGAGGAAGCAGAGUUUGAGCUUUCUAUCCAGAAGUUCUUCCAGGCGCUGAAUGCAGUGAUGGGAUCCACAGUGGAGGGCUCCAUCAUCCUGGCACAGGGUUACGCUCUGAGGUAUGUGCCAACAAUACUGCAGGAUCUGGCUAGGAUAUUCAACCCGGCACUGCUAAGUAACCUGCUGAAGGACUUCAUCCUGAGCCUGCCUCCGGACAGACUGGAGAAACAGAAGCUGCAGUCUCUCACAGCCAUGGUCAACAGCCAGAUCUUCCACAGGCCAGAGUGCAGAGACGCCCUGCUGCCCAUGAUGAUUGAGGAGCUGAAGAUGCUAAUAUUGAACUGGUCAGAGGAAGAGACCUGCAUUGAGCUGCUGAGCAACAUCCUGGAGGUUCUGCACAGGCCUGACAUGGGGGAGGUGCGUGGACACAUUCAGCUGAUCCUGAAAAAGCUGCUUCAAACCGUCAACCAGCGCGUGAUGAUCCUGGGCCAGGAGCACGAGCUGAGCAGUCACUAUGUGGCGUGCAUGACAGCAAUCCUCAGCCACAUGGACGAUUCCCACUACAGAGAUUAUAUCCAGUCCUUCACCACGCGCCAGGACCUCAUGGACUUCCUGAUGGAGACCUUCAUCAUCUUCAAGGACCUGAUUGGGAAGACAGUCUACCCCUCUGACUGGAUGGUGAUGACCAUGGUCCAGAACAGGGUGUUCUGCCGAGCAAUCAACCAGUUUGCUGAGACUCUCACCCAGAACUUCCUCCACGGAUCCAAUUUUGAACUGCAGCUCUGGAACAACUACUUCCACCUGGCCGUAGCCUUUCUCACCCAGAAGUCUUUGCAGCUGGAGAACUACUCCCACGUGAAGCGCUCCGCCAUCCUGUACAAGUAUGGUGAUAUGCGAGAAGCUCUGGGUGGUUCAAUCAGGGACAUGUGGUGCAAUCUGGGGGAGCACCAGAUCUCCUUCAUCCCUGACCUAGUGGGCCCGAUCCUGGAGAUGACGCUGGUGCCUCACGUGGAGCUGCAGCGCUCGACCAUCCCGCUAUUCUUCGACAUGAUGCUGUGCGAGUACCGCCUCACCGCCAAGUUCAGCUCGUUCGAAGACGAGAUCAUCAAGAAGCUGGACAGCGAAGUGGAGGGAGGCCGGGGAGAUGAGCAGUACAAGCAACUCUUCCAGAAAACCCUCCUGGACUGCUGCAAAAAGCACCCCCACCUGGCCAAGCCCUGUGAGAACUUUGUUGCCAUGGUGACAGGGCUGAUGGAGCGGCUGCUUGACUACAGAGCGGUGAUGUACGAUGAGAACCAGGCCUACCGCAUGAGGUGCACCGUCAACCUGCUGAAUUUCUACAAAGAGAUAGACAGACAGGAAAUGUACAUCCGAUACUUACACAAGCUCCGGGACCUGCACCUGUGCUACGAGAACUACACUGAGGCAGCCUUCACCCUGCUGCUGCACGCCAAGCUGCUCAAGUGGUCGGACGAGCCCUUCUCUGCCCAGACACAGGGCUUCGAGAGCAUGCACACCCAGCGACAGGUGAAGGAGAGCCUCUACAGCAAGAUCAUCGACUACUUCGACAAGGGCAAGAUGUGGGAGGAGGCAAUCGUGCUGUGCAAGGAGCUGGCUCAGCAGUACGAGAGCGAGCUGUUCGACUACGAGAUGCUGAGCGCCAACCUGCAAAUACAGGCCAAGUUCUUCCAGAACAUCAUGACUGUGCUCCGGCCCAAGCCAGACUACUUCGCAGUGGGGUACUAUGGCCAGGGGUUCCCCACCUUCCUCCGGAACAUGAUCUUCAUCCACCGCGGGAAGGAGUACGAGAGGAGGGAGGACUUUGAGCUGCAGCUCAUGACUCAGUUCCCCAGCGCAGAGAAACUCAAGACCACAUCGCCCCCUGGAGACGACAUCAAGAACUCCCCUGGACAGUAUAUCCAGUGCUUCACUGUCCAGCCGAUCCUGGUGGAAAACAACCUGUUUAAGAACAAGUGUGUCCCCGAUCAGAUCCUCGAUUUCUACAAAGCCAAUAAAGUUCAGAACUUCACCUACUCUCGGCCAGUUAGGAAGGGACCCAAAAACCCCGAGAACGAGUUUGCGACCAUGUGGAUCGAGCGAACCACCUUCAGCACGGCAUACAGACUGCCGGAUAUCCUGCGCUGGUACAAGGUGACCAGCAUGUGCGAGAUCACGCUGAGUCCGCUGGAGAACGCCAUUGAGACGAUGCAGACAGCCAAUGAAAAGAUCCUGACUAUGAUCAAACAGCAGCAGAGCGACCCCUCACUCUCCAUCAACCCGCUCUCCAUGCUGCUCAAUGGCAUUGUGGACCCAGCUGUCAUGGGAGGCUUCGCCAAGUACGAGAAGGCGUUCUUCACUGAAGACUACAAGCAGAAGCACCCGGAAGACCAGGAGAAAAUCCUCAAGCUGCAGGACCUCAUUGCCUGGCAGAUCCCUCUGCUGGCUAGUGGAAUUCACAUCCACGGGCAGAAAGUGACGGGGGACCUGAAACCCUUCCAUGAGCGCAUGGAGGAGUGCUUCACCCAGCUCAGGGCCAAGGUGGAGAGCCAGUAUGGAGUGCGGCAGCUGCCAUUGUUUGAAGGUCCUCACAGCUCCCGCCCUCGCUCCAUGAUGACCUCAUUCAGACCCAUGUCCACCAUCUCUACCGGGUCGCUGGGGUCCCCCGGAUUUGACAAGGACAGUCUGGAGCUGCCCCUACCGAAGAAGGGAAUCUCCAAAUCACAGGAGAAGGUGGAUGUGGAGGAGAAGAAGAGUGAGAAGAGAGAGAACAGGAACAGCCUGCUCUUCAUGUACCGGAAGAACGAUCGUCCGUCCAUCUCUGACACCACCGAGCACAGCAAGGAUGUGGGGGCGAGCAUGUCCCGAAACAUGAGCGACAGUGUGCUUGAUAAGAGGGACGAGCAGAGACCCGCUCCUCAAGGCAAGACCACCAGCUCCUCUCUCCCCGCUAUAUCAGGAUCGAGGAAGAACAGUUUUGGGGGCCGAGUGAAGAGCGCCAAGCCCCCCCCUCUCCCGAAGAAGAUCAGCCCCACGGUGUACGAGCAGUUCAGCCCCGACGCACCCCCAGAGGCCCCCCGCCCUGCCAGACUGGGCUCCGUCAAGUCUCCAAGUUCGUUGAGCCCUGUGAAGUCAAAGUCUCCACCCACUCCCCCACCCAAGGGCAAACGCCAGAGCCAAAUGUGAGACAAUCAAAACUUUUCAUCAGUGAACCAAACCAAUCAGAGCUUCUCUUCAGUGAACCAAACCAAUCAGAGCUUCUCUUCAGUGAACCAAACCAAUCAGAGCUUCUCUUCAGUGAACCAAUAAGAUCGCCUCUUUAACAAAUCAGAGCUUCUUUUUAUUAAACCAAUCAAAGUGUCUUGUCUUUACAGUGAAUCAAUCAGAACUUUGUCUCCGUGAACCAAUCAGAACUUGUCUACAGUGACCCAAUCAGAACUUCUUCUCAGUGAACCAAUCAGAACAUGUCUACUGUGAAACAAUCAUAACAUCUUUUCAUUGAAAGUUUGACACAACAAGUAGACUUCUGAUCAACAUGAAACACAAACAACUAAGUGUGCAGAUAUUCAACUGAAAGUAGCGUGUGAGAAACUUCGAGAUACACAGACAGACAGGGCUCCAAUUCUCCUUCUUCCCCCUCCCCCUCCCUACCUGAGUUUAGGAUUAUGGGGUAGCCCUUUAAAUCUAAUCAGGUUUGCCAAACUGUUUGUUUUUUUGUUUUUUUGGGGUUAAUACAGUCGGCAAGCAGGGGUCACUGUGGCUUCAUGUCAGGUAAAGAGAAUCUAAAUCUAGAAUCCGUUUCCCAGCCAAGAGUUUUUUUGGUUUGUUUUUUAAAUAAUACUUUUUAAAUAGCUGUUUCCUGUAAAAUUAUUGUCAGCACAACAGAUGCCCUUUUUACUGUCUAAUCUUGAUAGUCUGCACAAUCUGCUUUUUGAUACAGCAGAGUGCACCAAAAGGCUUGCAUGCAGUAUAGAGCAGGAGGUGAAUGAAUUCGGUGUUAACAUUGAACAUGAGUGUGGGACAAUGCAGCUUGAAAUCCAGCCUGAUACCUAGUUUGAAAAGUUCUGACAGAACAGCUACUUAGUUUUUCAUAUGUCAUAUAAAAGGACAAAUACUGUGAAUGCCAAGCUUGUCAAGGCAACCUCUCGACUUCAUGUCAACCCCUUCACUGUUGCAUUUUAGCUGGAAAGCUGCAAUCCUAAAAGACAGAGAGGAAUGCUUGCACAGGUGUUAUUGCUGGCAAGUGUAACAUAACCAAUAAUUACCAGGUUUUACGUAGCCGCAGAUGUCCACCAGAUGGCGGACAAUGAUUAAAAAAGCAACAGUCCAGUCAUUCAAUAUGUGAAGGCUGCCUGCACCUGGUAGGGUCUUUAAUAUCCACCUUGCAUUGCAAUUGCUGUUCUAGGAAAGGUUGACCAGGUGCCCCUUAAUCAUGUCCUGAACAGCACUGUGUGCAAGCAGUGACAGGGAGGCGAUGAGCCGGAGAUUGAGGACAAACUUAUUAACAAUCACCUUCAAUUCGAAGAAAAGCAAUGAAACUCCUGCAUACCUCAUUUGUUAACAGUUCUGUUUAUUUAAUAAGAAUUAUACGGUGCAUUACAGGUACAGCGAUCAUUUUACUUAAGGUUUUUUUAAACUCACAUCCCACUGCAUCCAGUACCUUUACCUGUCCUUUACUUUAAGAGACACGGGACUACAACUACCAGCAUGCACUGUAAUUUAAAACUACAUGAUGGAGACCUUUUAAAUUCCCCAGCGAGGAGGAACCCUGCUAGCACCAGCCUGGUGAACCUGAAGCAGUAUGAUCCCCCCACACCUCAUUUGUUGACACUUGUAUGUAUUUGUUUAGUUAGUUUAAUAAGAAUUUGACAGCAGUUACAAUGCCAUGUGGAUUCUGUAGACCUUCCCAGGGGCAGGCAACCUCAGCUCCUCCAGUCUACUUCAUUGCAGGUGCCUUGAUCCCGUAAUCGACCCUGCAUGGUUAGGGUUGUCUCCCCGUGUUGCUUUGUACCAGUGUACUGCACCUCUGUAGCAGGACUGCAGCUGUGACCUCCCCUUACCUUCCUGUCCUUUGUAUGGCUGCCAUUGGCAGGGGCUGGGACUCUGAGGGAGGUACAGUGGAGCUCGAACCCAGCCCCACACAAUUCAAUUCAGCUCAGCUCAGUCUGCAGGGUGUCCAGUGCCAUUUAGACAGUGCGCUCCCUCUCUCCACACUUUCAGCUUGUUAAGUGUCCUGCUCUGUAACUGUGAUUUUAAUAAAGCUCAUUAACAAU
Messenger RNA from Acipenser ruthenus (sterlet), 7649 nucleotides. Its product is annotated as dedicator of cytokinesis protein 2-like. Lineage: Eukaryota; Metazoa; Chordata; Actinopteri; Acipenseriformes; Acipenseridae. The record is from RefSeq and is a predicted model, not a curated record. The transcript is spliced from 52 exons. Gene Ontology annotation, molecular function: guanyl-nucleotide exchange factor activity; small GTPase binding. Gene Ontology annotation, cellular component: cytoplasm; plasma membrane. Bases 91 to 5562 code for a protein of 1823 amino acids. Gene Ontology annotation, biological process: cell migration; small GTPase-mediated signal transduction.